This is a messenger RNA of Amborella trichopoda, 804 nucleotides long. Its product is annotated as histone H3.3. The record is from RefSeq and is a predicted model, not a curated record. Gene Ontology annotation, molecular function: DNA binding; protein heterodimerization activity; structural constituent of chromatin. Gene Ontology annotation, cellular component: nucleosome. NCBI's taxonomy places the organism in Eukaryota, Viridiplantae, Streptophyta, Magnoliopsida, Amborellales, Amborellaceae.
UUCGCCAAAUUUCAAUUAAGAACUCCUCUCUCUUUGCUUCUUCGGUCCGGUUUCCGCAGGAAUCCGGAGAGAUGGCUCGUACCAAGCAAACUGCUCGUAAGUCCACUGGAGGAAAGGCUCCCAGGAAGCAGCUUGCCACCAAGGCUGCUCGUAAAUCCGCUCCAACCACUGGAGGUGUGAAGAAGCCUCACAGAUAUCGCCCUGGAACUGUGGCUCUCCGCGAGAUUCGUAAGUAUCAGAAAAGCACAGAGCUGCUGAUUAGGAAGCUGCCUUUCCAAAGGCUUGUUCGUGAAAUUGCUCAGGACUUCAAGACUGAUCUGCGUUUCCAGAGCCAUGCUGUGUUGGCCUUGCAAGAAGCAGCUGAGGCUUACUUGGUGGGUCUCUUUGAGGAUACUAACCUCUGUGCCAUCCAUGCCAAGAGGGUCACCAUCAUGCCUAAGGACAUCCAGCUUGCAAGGAGGAUCAGGGGCGAGAGGGCUUAGGAUUGAUCCAUGGCUCAUCUCUCUACCAUGGACCUAUGCUACUGGUGUUUCUGAUUUCCUAGAGAAGACUUACUGAUGUUUCUGUUGCUUUCAUUUCAUGAGAUAGAAGGUCAUCUAUACUAAUUUGGUAGGGAUUCAUUUAUUUUUGUGUGUGCAUGGGAAUGUAUAAUUCUACUACUACCCUAUAGGCAUUAGCUUUAAUUCUGUUUCCUUUAUACUUCUGCAGUGACGUAUGUGUAGUCUUGAUGGGGAGAACUGAGGAUGAUGAUACUUGGCUUUCUUCAAUGGGUGUUUUGUGUUGGCAUGAUGCUUUUGGUUUAAA